UCUUCUUCGUCAUCAUCCCUCGGCAAGAGCUCUCGCAGAGCUGAGAUCAGUAUGCCACUGGCUGGUUCGAGAUCUUGACGUAGGAGAAGAUCGGAGCAGAUCGCCGGAAUCUGAUGCUCGAGAAUGGAGUACCGGAAGCUCAAAGAUCAGGAUAAGGACGAGGAUCCGACAGGAGAUGAUUUAGAGAGCCUGCGGGGAAAGGCUCUUUCAGGUGUUCCUGUAAACCCUCUGAGUACAUUAGGAGGUGGCCCUAGUAAUCGCCAGUGGAAGCGCAAGUCCAUCGUCACCCUUGCUUUGACAAUUCUUACAAGUUCACAAUCAAUACUCAUCGUUUGGUCCAAGAGAGCUGGGAAGUAUGACUACAGUGUCACCACUGCUAAUUUUUCGGUAGAAACGCUGAAAUGUGUAUUAUCACUUGCUUUCUUGAUGAGAAUCUGGAAGAGGGAAGGUGUCACAGAAGAUAACAGGCUGAGUACUACACUGAAUGAAGUCAGCGUCUAUCCUAUUCCUGCGGCACUUUACCUUGUCAAAAAUUUGCUUCAGUAUUACAUCUUUGCUUAUGUGGAUGCUCCAGGAUACCAGAUACUAAAGAAUCUGAAUAUCAUCAGCACUGGUGUCCUGUAUCGAAUAAUACUUAAGAGAGAGUUGAGUGAGAUUCAAUGGGCAGCAUUCAUUCUACUAUGUGCGGGAUGCACUACAGCUCAGCUAAACUCGAACUCUGAUCGCGUGCUUGAUACUCCAGUUCAGGGUUGGAUAAUGGCCAUUGUAAUGGCACUUCUAAGUGGGUUUGCUGGAGUUUACACUGAGGCUAUAAUAAAAAAGCGUCCUUCGAGAAACAUAAAUGUGCAAAACUUCUGGUUGUAUAUAUUUGGGAUGAUUUUCAAUGCUAUUGCAAUAUUCAUUCAAGAUUUUGAUGCGGUCAUGAACAAGGGGUUUUUCCACGGAUACUCUUUGAUCACAACUAUCAUGAUCCUCAAUCAUGCGUUGAGUGGCAUUGCUGUAUCUAUGGUAAUGAAGUACGCCGACAAUAUUGUGAAGGUUUAUUCGACUUCAGUGGCAAUGCUUCUGACAGCAGUGGUCUCUGUGUUCCUCUUCGGAUUUCAUCUAUCCCUAGCCUUCUUUCUUGGUUCGAUUGUUGUCUCGGUCUCGAUAUACUUGCACUCCAUUGGGAAGCCGAGGAGAUAGUAAGCCUUAGGCCCCCUUGGCCUUGCCUGUCUAAAACGAUCAAUGCCAAGGCCAUGAAAUUCCUCCCGGAUUUUUCUGCUGUUAUUUUCCUACAGUUUACGAAGCGUUCAGCUACUUGAUAACAAAAUCGAUUGCUGUAAUCUUAGUUAGUCAUUUAGGUCAAUUACGUAAUGUAAAAGGUUGUUUCUCGUACUAAUCUCAUUAUAGCCCAUUCAUUCAAUGAUUCAAACACUGCUAUUGCUCAGUUGAUCUAUUUA
Messenger RNA from Punica granatum (pomegranate), 1442 nucleotides. The record is from RefSeq and is a predicted model, not a curated record. NCBI's taxonomy places the organism in Eukaryota, Viridiplantae, Streptophyta, Magnoliopsida, Myrtales, Lythraceae.